Messenger RNA from Chionomys nivalis (European snow vole), 2491 nucleotides. It is a transcript of the gene Dgat1, whose product is annotated as diacylglycerol O-acyltransferase 1. Gene Ontology annotation, molecular function: diacylglycerol O-acyltransferase activity. The coding region runs from base 221 to 1717 and encodes 498 amino acids. Gene Ontology annotation, biological process: triglyceride biosynthetic process. Gene Ontology annotation, cellular component: endoplasmic reticulum membrane. Lineage: Eukaryota; Metazoa; Chordata; Mammalia; Rodentia; Cricetidae. The transcript is spliced from 17 exons. The record is from RefSeq and is a predicted model, not a curated record.
GACUACAAAUGGACUCUCAGGGGACGCCACCGCCAGUCAUAUGCUCCGCGGCAGCGCAGCCUCGGCCUCGCAGAGGUAGUUGUGGCCUGUGCCGGCUACGGAGGCCGGCAGGGGGCGGCGGCGGAGGCCGUUACUUAGGGUCCAGAGGCGGGGCCGCGGGUUCCAGGCACUGCAAGCCGGCGGGCCACGACUGGGCCGUGACGAGGUGCGGGCCGAGGCCAUGGGCGACCGCGGAGGCGCGGGCGGCUCUCGGCGUCGGAGGAAUGGCUCGCGGGUCUCCGUCCUGAGUGGUGGCGGGCCUGUGGCAGCCGAAGAGGAGGUGCGAGACGCGGCUGCGGGCCCCGACUUGGGAGCCGGGGGUGACGCGCCAGCUCGGGCUCCAGCUCCAACCCCGACCCCGGACAAAGACAGACACACCAACGUGGGCGACGGCCACUGGGAGCUGAGGUGUCACCGUCUACAAGAGUCUUUGUUCAGCUCAGACAGUGGUUUCAACAAUUAUCGUGGCAUCCUGAAUUGGUGUGUGGUGAUGCUGAUCCUGAGUAAUGCCAGGUUAUUUUUAGAGAACCUCAUCAAGUAUGGCAUCCUGGUAGAUCCCAUCCAGGUGGUGUCUCUGUUUCUGAAGGACCCCUACAGCUGGCCUGCCCCAUGCUUGAUUAUUGCAUCCAACAUCUUUCCUGUGGCUGCAUUUCAGAUUGAGAAGCGCCUGGCAGUGGGUGCCCUGACAGAGCAGAUGGGGUUGCUGCUACAUGUGGUUAACCUGGCUACCAUCAUCUGCUUCCCAGCAGCUGUGGCCUUACUGGUUGAGUCCAUCACUCCAGUGGGUUCUUUGUUUGCCCUGGCAUCAUACUCCAUCAUCUUCCUCAAGCUCUUUUCCUACCGGGAUGUCAACCUGUGGUGCCGCCAGAGAAGGGUCAAGACCGAAGCUGUUUUUGCAGGGAAGAAAGUCAGUGGGGCUGCUGCUCAGCAAACUGUGAACUACCCAGACAACCUGAACUACCGAGAUCUCUACUACUUCAUUUUCGCUCCUACCUUGUGUUAUGAACUCAACUUUCCUCGGUCCCCUCGAAUACGAAAGCGCUUUCUGCUACGACGGGUUCUUGAGAUGCUCUUUUUCAUCCAGCUUCAAGUGGGGCUGAUCCAGCAGUGGAUGGUCCCUACUAUCCAGAACUCCAUGAAGCCCUUCAAGGAUAUGGACUAUUCACGUAUCAUUGAGCGGCUCUUGAAGCUGGCGGUUCCCAACCAUCUGAUCUGGCUCAUCUUCUUCUACUGGCUUUUUCAUUCCUGCCUGAAUGCUGUGGCAGAGCUCAUGCAGUUUGGAGACCGCGAGUUCUACCGGGACUGGUGGAAUGCUGAGUCUGUCACCUACUUUUGGCAGAACUGGAAUAUCCCUGUGCAUAAGUGGUGCAGCAGACACUUGUACAAGCCUUUGCUCCGACUAGGCAGCAACAGAUGGUUGGCCAGGACAGGUGUGUUUCUGGCCUCAGCCUUUUUUCAUGAGUACCUAGUGAGCGUUCCCCUGCGUAUGUUCCGUCUCUGGGCAUUCACAGCUAUGAUGGUUCAGGUCCCACUGGCCUAUUUUGUGGGCCGCUUCUUCCAAGGAAACUAUGGCAAUGCAGUUGUGUGGCUGACACUCAUCAUUGGGCAGCCAGUGGCUGUGCUCAUGUAUGUUCACGACUACUACGUGCUCAACUAUGAUGCUCCAGUGGGGACCUGAGAUACUGCCAAAGGCCGGCCCUCCCUAACCUGGGCCAGGAGUUCCAGAGGGGUUCCUGGCUGCCUGCACACUCCUCCUUGUCUGGGAGGCCUCUCUGCCCCUAUGGGGCCCACUCCUGCUCUUGGGUAUGGCACCCAAGUCCAGCUGGUAUAAACCAGUGCUGGGAGUUUGUACUGACCAGGGGCCGAGGGCAUCAAUAAAGUCUAAAACCCUUCCUCAGCCUGCUGGGGUCAUGGAAGCUGCUGAGGGUAACUGACACCCGCAUGUGUUAUGUAGCCUCUGCUUUAGGGACUGAAAUUCUCAACCUCCAGUUUAAGUAUAUAGUGCUGGAAAGAUUUGUUUCCAACAACUCUACAAUCUCAUGGAGUAUAUGGACAAAGUUGUUUAGCUGCAUGAUAGGACAUAGGCAGUCACAUGUAGUGAUGGCCCUAGAACAGUAGCUGAGCAAGGUUACUGCUCAGGAAAGGCCGGUGAGUUCUUAACCUAUCUUGUUACUCCACGCAGGGUCAGGGCACAGAGCUAUGUGGACUCAAUAGAUGACCCUGUAGCAGCUGGCUAUAUUGUGUCUAGAACCCUUGUGAGGAGUCUGGUUUAAGAGAUGACAUGCAGGGCUCACUUGUGUUGAUGAGACUCCAGGUAAGCACCCUGAUGCCACAGUGCCACUAUAUCUGUCACCUCUAAAGGUGGGGCCAUCAUGGAGAGGACUUUGUACGCUGACUGCCUGGGGCCCAGGAAUUAAUAAACACUGUGUCUUAAGAUAUGUUUCAACUCCUU